This is a messenger RNA of Dioscorea cayenensis subsp. rotundata (Guinea yam), 630 nucleotides long. RefSeq lists its product as uncharacterized. Lineage: Eukaryota; Viridiplantae; Streptophyta; Magnoliopsida; Dioscoreales; Dioscoreaceae. The record is from RefSeq and is a predicted model, not a curated record. The coding region runs from base 69 to 317 and encodes 82 amino acids. The transcript has 3 exons.
AAAAGCAUAAAAAGGAGCUUGUGUAACCACAGGCUUCACCAAAGUUCAAAGAGCGAGUUUCUCCAAAAAUGUCAAGGCUCAUUAUCAUGUUCAUUCUCAUCCUUUACUUGUUUGUCUCUUUCUCAUCACAAACAUCUUAUGGGAUUGUUGAGAAUAAAGAGGAAAUUAUUUCUCUGUUAAAGAUGGAGAACAAAGUUAUCAAGAUGCAUGGGAGAAAGGUGUUGAUGGACAUGAUAAUGGACUAUGAGUAUGGAGGACCAAACUCAAAGCAUGACCCAAGAAGAGCAAGGCCAGGAAUGGCUGGCAGGAACAACUGAUUUACUACUUCAUAUAUAUAUAUAUAUAUAUGGUCCCAUUUCAAACUCCUAUAUAAUUAAUAAUUAAAUAACACUAAAUUUUAUUGUGAUAGACUUCUAAUAACAACCUCCAUAUAAAUAAAAGGUUCAUAUCAAAUUAAGUUCACCUUUCUUUUCAUUAUUAUGUAUACUUGUUCUCAUCUUCAACAUUUGUAUUAACUUUAAUCAUAAGUUUUCGUCCGAAUUUAAUUUUUGAUGAAAAUCAGCUAAAUUUAAUGUUGGUGAGGUGAACUUUUCUAUUUUUUUUUUAAAAGGAUGAUAAAUAAUUAAGAUG